Podospora pseudopauciseta is the source of this 1574-nucleotide messenger RNA. RefSeq lists its product as uncharacterized. The coding region runs from base 1 to 1140 and encodes 379 amino acids. The record is from RefSeq and is a predicted model, not a curated record. Lineage: Eukaryota; Fungi; Ascomycota; Sordariomycetes; Sordariales; Podosporaceae. The transcript has 2 exons.
AUGAGUCCUUCAAGCCCAGUCGGUGGUAAGCCGCCUUCUCACGAGCCAGUUCCCUCUGUCGACAUCGACGAGAAGGCUGCCAUCCGGACACCAAAAGAUCUCGAGGACGGCCAACCACAACCUCGACGCAAAACCAUGACUUUCUGUCGAAGAGCCAUGUUGGUCUUGGGCUUCACAUGGCUGGUGCUGACCGGUGUGGCCAUGGCCGGCCCUCACCCGCGGUGGAAGAUGCCGUGCCAUCAGGCCGAAGGCCAGCAAGAGGUCGCCGAUGCCUCAAGGGAUUCAUCAUUCUCAGCUCUACUGAACGCGGCAUCGCCCAAGUCUCUUCACGACCUUCUCCACCGGUACUUCCCCGAGAAGUUCCAGGACGGUGUCUGGCCAUCGGAGCGCGAUGCCGUUGCGGCCGUUCACCAAGCCAAUGCGGCUCUGGCAACGUCCAUUGUCCAACUGGCCAAGCGGGACGCGAACUCGACCUCGAUCGAAACCUCCACUAGCGUGCCUGAACCCGAGCCCACAACUUCAACGUCCUCUAGUUCUGUGCCCCCAGUUGAGACCACCACCACCACCACCACCACCACCCCCAGCACCUCGGUCAUCACUCCCAGCAGCAAGCCGUCUCCCACGCCCACUCCCGAGCCUACUCCUACUACACAACCUGGUACGUCCCUCACGAGUCCCACAGGGAAUACUCUUCCCCCGGAUGACCCUUCUUCUUCUGUGCCGCGGACGACUGUUGGUGCGUCUUCCACCUCUAUGGCUUCGUCGUCCUCUUCGUCGUUGUCGUCGUCCUCUUCAUCGCAGGUGUUGUCUUCUGCGGUUGAUGGAGAAACGACUUUGACGACCUCUACCAUCCUGCCUGAUGAGGAGACGUCUACUUCUACGCCUCCUCCCAACACGAGCAACACGAGACGUACCUCUAGCUCUAUCGUCACCACUUUCACUCAGACCUCCAAUGGCAAUGUCAUCACUGUCACAUCGACGACUUUUGUCUAUGACAUCCCGGUAGAGACGACGCCAGCGGGUGCUGAGGAGCCGACUGUUACCCCUAGCCUUCAGAACGGGGCUCCCGGGAUGCAGAAACAGCAAAAGGGGUCGUUGUUGGCGGGUGUUAUUGCUGCGAUGGGCAUGUUUCUGAUUUAGUGGGUGGAAUUGGUGCGGACGCAAACCGGGUGGGAAUGGGGGCCCCCUGUUUGUUUCCUGGCGGGCAUUGAGCUGGGGUGCUUCAUGGUGGCGGCUCUUUUCUUUCUGAUGGUGGUUCUUUUCUUUCUGUCGUUCUGCAUCGCAAUGGGUCUUGGUUUUAUUUUCAGGGUCUUGGGGUUCAUCAUUUGUUGUUUUCUUGGCGAGCCGUACUGCGUCAUUCACGGCCGGCGCAGGCAUCACAUUCAUUACGGGAGGGAUAUACACAUGGUAACAAAAGGGAAACAUAUGGCAUAGAUGGAACACAAACACACGCACAGAGAGAGAGAAGAGAGGGAAUGUACAUAUAUACGGGUAUUAUAAUUGGUGGAUUGGAGGGAUCAAUGGAUGGGUAGGAAGCAGCUUUCUGCUGUAGCUAUGCUGACAUGAUGAUAGAG